Molecule: messenger RNA, 1390 nt
Organism: Annulohypoxylon maeteangense
Lineage: Eukaryota; Fungi; Ascomycota; Sordariomycetes; Xylariales; Hypoxylaceae
Exons: 6
Coding region: 83-1219 (378 amino acids)
Source: RefSeq, a predicted model, not a curated record
UAAACAUCCAAAGAGCCAUGACUCUUCAAAAUGCCAUUUCCAGAUACCAUUCCUCCGGCCGCAGAGGUAACUUUACAAAGCUAUGUCGAUCACAUUGAAAUAUUACUGCAGGCCUAUAUAUAUUAUUUCUGCUGGCGUUAUCCUGUCACUUUUGGACAUCAUCUCAGUGUUACUUCGGGUUUGGACUCGGAAAAAGCAGCGGCAACGUUUACUAGCUGACGAUUGGCUUAUGAUACCUGCUUCGCUGCUCACAACCAUAAUUGGUGGCUGUUUAGUUUACGGUGUCUCGCAAGAGGCCUUCGGAUACCCUACGAAGAUCGAUCAAAACUUGACUGGGAACCCCCUUGAAAUUAGUAGCGAGCAGCUUUCCACGGCCUUCAAGAUCGAGUUUCUUGUCAUUUGCAUGAUUCCGCUAACCUUGGGAUGUACUAAGGCAUCCUUCCUACUGUUUUAUAGGAGAAUAUUCUCGAUCGAUCAAACAGUCGAUAGGUUCCUUAUCUGGUUUAUUGUGUUGGUAAGCCUAUGGACGGUAGGGUUUUUGUUCACGACGGUGUUCGAGUGCGGCCUAGACUUCUGGGUCCUUUGGGGCACCAAUUCGAGCGCUAAGAACAUAACAUCACACUGUGUAAACACCCAGUAUAUGUCUCUUAUAUUCGGAGUGACAGACUUCAUCACGGACGUUGUUAUAAUUGGUAUCCCUAUUCCCUUAAUUUGGCGUUUGAGCUUGUCAGUGAGCAAGAAGAUCGCAAUUAUUAGUGUAUUCCUCUUAGGGGGGGUGACAAUUGGAGCAUCGUUGGCACGCCUCCUUGUGAUAACUAGGGAUGUUCACGCAGACGUGACAUAUAAUCCUUACGAAGAUCAAAUUUUGGUGAUAACGGAGUAUCUCUACUGGGGGAUGAUUGAAUGCAGCAUUGGGGUAUUCGCCGCCUGCUUGCCAACUUUACGGUACUUGGUUCAUAAAUUGUCAAUACGAACGGUCAUCGACAGCACCAGGAGCCUAUUCGGCUCGUUUCCAUCAGCGCUGCAUUACGGUAACAACAGCCAGGAAAAUAUUUAUGCGAAUCAUUCAGGUAAUAGCUCCAGCUAUACAAAAACACAAAACAGGCAGAGAUUUGCCAACUUACGUACCUAUACACGGGCAAAUGAUGCUUCAGGGGUAACACCCUUACCUAGAACCGAGAGUCAUCCUUUGAGAUAUUAUCAAAAGGGGGAAAUAUAAAUAAAUCAUCUUUUUAUUAUGACAUGGAAACGGGUAAUGGUAAUAUUUAAUGACUCAAUACCAAAGAAUUCUUUGUUAUUGAGUCCGAAAGAGAGGGAGGAGGGGGUAGGCCGGGUAGGCUUAUUAGAAAAUACCAGUUAAAUACAUAAAUAAUAAAUAUUCUUAUAGGAG